UGUCCUUACUCCUUUAACUCGUGUAAGAGGCCCUCAGCUCUUCUUCUCCAUCUAUUCUCUCUCUCUCUCAAUCUCUCUCACUAGAGCUAAUAAUGCUUCCCUACCAAAGUCUGCAAGAAGCAGAGGCAGCUCUAGGAAGAAAGCUAAACCUAGCUGAAAAACUAUGGUUCAAUUACUCAGGUAAUAAACCUGAUUAUAUUCUUCAUUAUCAUAACAUUCUCUUCUUGAUCAUCUUUUACUCUAUCAUUCCUCUACCAUACGUGUUCAUGGAGCUCUGCCAAUUCAAGAAAAUGGACAAGUACAAGUUACAACCCAAAAUUAAGAGAUCAUUGAGGGAUAUGUUCAAAUGCUACAUAGAUGUUAUCAAGAUUUUUCUUCUUGUUGUCGGCCCUCUGCAAGUCUUUUCUUAUCCUACCAUUAAGUGGAUUGGCAUUCGAACUGAUUUGGCAUUGCCUAAAGGGUGGGAGAUGUUUUGGCAAUUGUUGGUUUAUAGUCUGAUAGAAGACUACUUUAAUUAUUGGAUUCACAGGUUGCUCCAUUCUAAAUGGGGCUAUGAGAAAAUUCACCAUGUCCACCAUCAAUACACUGCUCCUAUAGGAUUGGCAGCACCAUAUGCACACUGGGCUGAGAUUUUGAUUCUUGGAUUUCCUGCAUUUCUUGGUCCUGCAUUAGUUCCUGGCCACAUAAUCACUUACUGGCUCUGGUUCAUCUUGAGGCAAAUUGAAGCCAUUGAGACUCACAGCGGAUAUGAUAUUGCGCGAAGCUUUACGAAAUAUAUUCCAUUCUAUGGAGGUGCAGAGUACCAUGACUACCAUCACUGUGUGGGUGCCCAAAGCCAAAGCAACUUUGCGUCAAUUUUCACUUAUUGUGAUUAUAUUUAUGGAACUGAUAAAGGGUACAGAUACCACCACUCCCAUGUCCAUGUCCAUCCCAAAAAAGGGAAAUGGAUCUGAGAAGCGAAAAUGACAGAACGGCCCCACCCUACCCCUAGCACCUGACGUACUACGUAGGCUGUUGGAUGCUCGUGCGUAGCUCUUACUAAAUUCUGAAUAGACAUGUCGAUGAAUCAGAUUAAGAAGCACGAUUUUUCGAUUGGUUUAUUCCAAAUAAAUUAUAGGGAAGUGUUUUAAUCAGCUGAGCCCGUCUAGCUCAGUCGGUAGAGCGCAAGGCUCUUAACCUUGUGGUCGUGGGUUCGAGCGCCACGGUGGGCGAUUUUUUUAUAUUUACAUUUUUUUUUUUUUUUUUAUUUUAUAAUAUCAUAUCAAUCGAGCUUUAUAUUUACAGUUU
Messenger RNA from Jatropha curcas, 1287 nucleotides. RefSeq names its product very-long-chain aldehyde decarbonylase GL1-10. Gene Ontology annotation, molecular function: oxidoreductase activity; iron ion binding. Gene Ontology annotation, biological process: lipid biosynthetic process. NCBI's taxonomy places the organism in Eukaryota, Viridiplantae, Streptophyta, Magnoliopsida, Malpighiales, Euphorbiaceae. The record is from RefSeq and is a predicted model, not a curated record.